Nasonia vitripennis (jewel wasp) is the source of this 6635-nucleotide messenger RNA. RefSeq lists its product as uncharacterized. The transcript is spliced from 10 exons. The coding region runs from base 240 to 4061 and encodes 1273 amino acids. Lineage: Eukaryota; Metazoa; Arthropoda; Insecta; Hymenoptera; Pteromalidae. The record is from RefSeq and is a predicted model, not a curated record.
UCGCCGAGUCGCCCCACGCAAGGGUUGAGAGACUCUCGCGCACCGACGCCGUCUAUAUAGUUCGCUAACCCUGCGCCGCGCGCGUCUCUCUCUCUCUCUCUCUCUCUGCCUCUAUAUAAGCCCGGACGCUGUACCCCGGUCUCUGCAUUCUUUAUUCGAAGCUCGUCGCGGCCGCUUGUGUUUCGAAUUUUCCCGCCAAGGGAAUGUAAAAUGCCAUUGGCGGCGAUCAGAGUGCUGAGAUGUCGGCGCGGCUGCUGCGGAUCGUCGUCGACUGCUUCCAGGGCAGCAGAGAUCGGAGUCCGAGUUGUAGUCAAGGAAUGCACUGCCUAGGAGCCGGUUCGGGCGGCCAAGUCAGCCCUAGCGGCUUCAGCAGUCGCAGCAGUAUCCUCAGUGUGGUCCGAGCUGUUGGAGUCCUCGUGUGCGAAGGAAGGAUCCAGGGUCCCCCGCGCGGUUACAAGGAGGGCCCGCACUGCGUGCCGCCGUUGCAGCCCCAGCCUAACAAUCAUGUCUGCGAAAAAGAUAAUUACUCGUGCGAUCGAUACCUCGUGUUGGUGCGCGAGAUAACCGAGCGAGUGUCCAGCGGCUCGUACCUCUGCGUCGAGGUGGUCCUCUGCAGCGACUGCCCCUGUGGCCUGGUCAAGUCCAAGAGUAAACAUCUGGUUCUCAGCUCGCCGCCCAUAACAUCAUGGCAACACUCGUCGGAGAUGCUGCUCGAGUACUGGUGCAUCGGCGUCGUAUCCAGCAAUUGCAGGAGCCCGGAAACGAUGAACGCCCAGGGCCUAUACCAAGCCGUGCGAUCGCGGCUGCACUUCAGUCAGGUGGCGGCCUGGUGGUCGAGGACAAACGGCUCGCGACCCUGUCACAUAGCGACCAGGAUCGUCAAGCAGUCCUCGUCCUUCUCAGGCAGCGACGAGCAUCUGAGACGCUUCCGCGAGGCACCGGCUGAGCACACCUUUCCCCUGGCUAGUGUCGGCGAUGGCAAUUCCGUGAAGGUCACCGUGUGGGCCCUACCCCGGAUGGAGGACAUCCCCAACCUCCACUGUCCGGCUCACCCCCAACCGCAACUCCAACAACAACAACAACAACAGCAACAACAGCAACAACAACAACAGCAUCAACAACAACAGCAACCGCAGCAGCAGCAACCAGCACAGCCCCUCCUGGAACAGCCGUUGACGAGCACCACCGCGCCGACCACCGCCCUGCCGGUCCUCGAGAACCUCUGCGAGCAGCCGAGCAACAGCCCACCGGCGCGAGCCACCCCCCUCGAAAUGCCCGCUCUGCUCGACGACCGACUCCAGAUCCCCUGUGACAAGCCCGGCAAGCACCACUGCCGCUGCGCCGACGAGGAGGACGAGGAGGUCGUUCUCCAGCCCCUCCCGAUCCGUGCCAACGGCGAGCGCAAGCGCCGGCGCUCCCUGCCCUGUCGGCCCCAGCCGCCCGUCGCCGAAAGCCAGCCUUGCGCGAGUCACUCGCCGACCCCGGCGACCGAGUCCCUGCCACCGCUCAAGGAACCGCCGCCGCCGCCGCCGUCGCCGCUGCUGCUGCUGCUGCAGGCGCAGCCCUCGCCAUCCAAGGACAGCAGUCACCUACUCGACGGCCUCGAGCGCAGCUUCCGCACCCAGCUCAGCAUCGACGCCGAGCAGCAGGACUGCUGCGGCAACCUCGAGAAGCGCUACAAGCGCUCCGAGUCCAGUAGCAGCACCACCUCCACCGCCACCACCGCCACCACCGCCAGCAGCAGCUCCACCACCAAGGACAGCAGCAACACACACGUGCCUUUGCUCAUGCCCUGGAUUUCUUACAGUGCCAACGGCAACGUCGUCGCCAACAAGCCAUCGCCCCCGACGCCGCCCGGCAUGAACCUCGUGCUCAACCCGUUCUGCAGCGACCGCAGCGCCCUGGCCCUGGCCCGCGCCAAGAGCCUCGAGCCCCAGCACCUCCUCCAGCAGCAGAAAAAGGACAAGGAGAGCAGCCCCGCCAGCGGCAAGUCCGAGCAGCCGCCCGGCAUCCUCGACUGGAUCUACCGGGCCCCUGGUCGCGUCCUCGGCGCCGAUCAAGAAACUCAGCGCACGCCGACCCCAAACAACCAUCACCAGCAGACGGCGCCGAACAAGGGGCGCAAUUGCAAUUUUGCGCUCAGCGCCAAGGAGUUCGACGAGGUGCUGGCCGUGCUGAGGGCGAGGACGCCGCUCGGCCGGAGGCGGACGGCCUUGAGGACGGCCAAGCGCCGAGAGAAGUACGACAAGCUGGUCAACGAGCAGCAACAGCAGCAGCACGCAACGACGACCUGCGGUAGGGUCACGGUGGUGGACAACGUGUCGAACAAGGGCGACGUGCUGCUCGGAGCCAUUCUCAGAACGUCGAGCAAGGAGAACGCGAGCGCGAGAAAGGGCCUGGCCGACAUUUCGAACGGGACGAGGCCCAGAAUGCCCAGCAAGGAGGAAACCAUCACCAACGCCAGCGAGACCAAGACGACAACGACGACGAGCUCUUGCCCAGUAAGCACCGGCAACGGCGUUACCUCGCCCGACGGCUGCGAUACGUCCUUGCCCUCCGCUCUGAACAAGCGACUCUCGCGACUCACGAGACUGUUCAAGCGUCAGGAGCAGGACAAACUGACAACGUCGAAGGAUAGCGACUGCCACUCGCCGUCGCCGUCGCCGUCGCCCUUGCCGUCGCCUCAACGAACGAAUCACUUGCUCGCCGACUCCAAGGUCAAGCGGAGAAUCGACUUUUCCUCGGAGCGAACGGGAGCCGACGGGCUCGAGCAAGAGUGGGCGGACGACGAGGAAGAGGAUGAAGAGGAGGAUGAUGACGAGGAAGACGAGGAGGAGGAGGAGGAGGAAGAAGAGGAUGAAGACGAGGUCGACGAGUCACAAUGUGAUUCUUCAGUCGGGACCAGUACAAACAGCGUACACCUUAACUCGAUAUUCCAUAGUACAAAUUACGAGAAGAGGAACGGCUGCUGCUCCCCGGAUCAGCCUCAGAAGCUCAAGACCGAGAGGCAACGCCAGCGCGCGGAAUGUUGCACGGAAGGCAAAAAAACAGCAACAACAGCAGGGAAGAAAAAGUCCCGUGGCAAGCAAGACCUCUCGCCCAUCUGGGUCAACCACAACAAUAAUCACGUGAGCAACGACGACAGCAAAAUCAACGGCAACGAGCCUGCCACGGAAUCCGAGGCCGACAGGACGCUCGUACCCUCGGCUAAGGAGCAGGAGAGAUUCAGGAGGUCACUGGAGAAUGCCGCGUCCAUGGUGUUUCACAGCAGAACUGGACUGCCGCUCACCUCCAGUCCGGCGCCACUAAGAAGGGGCAGCUGCUGUUUCGACUUUGACAGCAGCCUCAACAGCGUGUCGUCCAAACGAAGCGCACUAUUUGAAUUGAACACUCCCCCGAGUCCUGGCGCCGUGUCUCUCGAGGAGGGCGACAGAGAAACGGAAAGUGCUUGUGAUAUUGAGGACGUGACUAGACAGCGAUCGACGUCGCGCAAUCGACCGCAGAGUCACGCUCUUCUUGGAAGUUUCGAGGAGUCAGCUUUGAACGGUAGACUAGAGCCGGUUUCAACAGUUCACGGAUUUACUGCUGAAAUCGGAGCCAGUGGAUCUUUUUGUCCAAAACAUCAAAAACUUCCAGUCACUGUAUUUUUUUAUACGCUUGGAGACAACGACAAAGUUUCCUCUCCGUACCUUGCUCACAUAAACCUAGGUAAAAAGGGAUAUCAGGUACCAAGAUCGGGAACGAUUCAAGUUACGCUCUCAAAUCCACUAGGCACAGUCGUCAAAAUGUUUGUAGUCCGUUACGAUCUUUCCGACAUGCCUGCAAGAUCUCAUACAUUUUUGCGCCAGCGAACUCUGCGCGACAAGAUGUUACGCUACCUCAUUCAUCUUAGAUUUAUGUCUGGAAAAUCCGGACGUAUUUACUUACACACAGAUGUGAGAAUGAUCAUUUGUCGUAAGUCAGACGUAGAUACCGCAUCGGACUUCGGUUCCGAGCCGCCAAAGGAGCUGCGCAGCUACAUUCACGGUCCCACGAAUCCAAAAUUUUCACCAAGGUGCUGAGCCACGUGGCUCUUCCCGUGGGGUUGCUGUCAACCACUUCAGCCGUCGAAUCCUCAACCCGUCUUCGUGUGAGAGCAGAAAGUCGUCAGCGUUGGAGCGCGUUUAACGGAGCACACAUGGAGGAUGCUAAUGGCGGCCCGCAAGUGGCCUACGGCAUACUGAGAGGGAACACGAUAAUCGAUUGUCUCAUCGACUCUUGUGAAGCAGAUUCUUCGUCCCUACCGCUUAAUGAUAAUCUUUCGUUAUGUAGUUUUGUAAUCGACUAAAUUUUUAACAUUUGUUUCAACGAUAUCUACGUUAAUUGUUUUUAAAACGUGUUGCAACUAUCAAUACGGAUAUAUCGAGCCGUAAUUUGUUUAUCAUUUUCGACACUGUUACGAGUCUUUCGUUCUUCUUUUAGCUCUCAAUUGUCAAUUGUGAUUAAUUUGCGUUACAUCAAACAUGGUUUGACGAAGAAAAAAAUUGUAAUAAGAAAAGAAAUUUUGUUUGCGCUGUGCAAUCCAAGUCUUGAGAAAAGAAAAUUCAAAUUUUCAUGCUCUUGGCAGUAGUCUCUUGAAAUGCUUUAAUUAUUCAAAAGUGUCUUGAACAAUGUGCUCGUGAUUUUGCCAGAAGCUUUAGAGAAUUAGUAAAGGCCAUUUUCUCAACUCUUUGUACAUACAUAUAGUCGUCUAUUAAAGUCAUCCGGAGAAUAUUUUACGUGGGAUGAUACUGCCAUGUAUGUAGCACCCUGCUCUAUAAUGAAAAAGUGAUAUAUUAGGAAGAAGAAACAGUCAAACUGAAUCGUUCGUUGAAUCUUCAAAUAUGAUAAUUCUGUAAUUAUAAAGGACAAUAAGAUAAUAUCCAACGCAUCUUAAUUAAAUUCAAGUUAUAGACGUAUCUAUUUUUCGGAAACAACGACCGAUGCGCUCGUUUCUUGCUUCCACAAAGAAAAAAACAGAUUAUUUACAUGUAUAAAAAAGAACACAUUUUUGUGUCCAUAGCACUGUGAUGAAUAUAUUGAUAUAGAUACGAAAUAUCUGUUAAAGAGUAACUAUUUGCGUAUUAGGUAUACAAUUUAGUAUAAUUAUUAAUAUUCUACUAAUGUCGAACGAGGAAAAAACGUAACUAUGCAUAUUAUACCGACCGGAUCAGUAGUGGCGAAUUUCAUCGCCUUACGUCGUUAUUUUCGUAAUUCGAGAUGCUUAUUUUUUUGUAGAAAAAACAAUUUCUCAGCGAUUUGAGAUAAAGAAAGCAUAAAAAAUAUAUAAAUAAUAAAUAUAAAAUCAAAAAUCGCUUAUCGAAAGCCUUCAGUGCAUCCGCUAAUGAGGAAACAAACGUUCCUGUUUUCAUUACAAAAAUAUCUCUGAAAUUUAUUUGUACUCUUACGAUUUUUGUACUUUCAGUUAUUAUUGCCGGUAUUUGCGAGUUUUUUCAUACGUGAUUUUCCGAAAAUUAUUAAUUACAAAAUAUUUUUAUCAUUUUUUUUAAAAAUUUGAUUUACAAAUUUAUUUGCGAUUCCAUAAUUUGUGUAGUUAGUAGAAGUUAUUUUUGGAAAAACAAAUAUUUUCUUAAAAAGAAAACAACACUUUAUAAUAUGAGUUCUGGAAUUGGAAAUAAAUUUUCAACAUAAAAUAAACGUUUUUUAUAUAUUUCAAUAUAUAUAUGUUUUUUUAAUCAAUUCUUCCUUUUUCCCCGUUACAUAAUCAGAGGUAUUUUUUACUAGCAUACAACAGCUGAUACAACCGUCUUCGAUCGUCCUCUGUAUUUUGAAAAAAAACUGUAAUUUUUCAAGAAGCCAAGUUCCAGUAAUAAAAUUUAUUGUGAGAAUAAAUAAAUAAAAUAUAAACAUGUAACCUAAAGGCAAUAGUAAGCAACAAACGCAAACACUUCUUUGUAAAUUGUCUUGGAAGCCAUUAUCAAUGAUGUGAUGGCAAUAAUACAUGAAAGGAGAAAUAGAAACGCAAGAGUUUAAUGGCGAAAAAUGUGAUUAAAUAGACGAAACUCGUUUGAGAGUUUUAUUCGUGAUUUUAGUAGAAUAUAAAUAGAAUUAAAAAUCGUAGAUCAUUUAAUCACUGCCAUGAUGUAUAUAUUUCAAGCAUAAACUAAUACAAAUCUAGGUUUCCUUAAUCGCAAACCUAUUUAUGUAUUUGUAUAUGCUGUACACAUACAUACUUUCUUUUAGAGUAGAUAAAGUUCAAGAUUUAACAAUUCUAGUGUUUAUGGUGUGUCAAUAAAAGUACGGUUUAAGAAAGCAAAAGCAAAAAUCUUCAAUUAACAAGAAAAUUACUUUUGAAUUGCAAAGUUAAUUUGCAAUGUUAUAAUUUCAUGGUUCGCUAAGGGGAUGUGCGAAAAAAUAUUACAAAAUAAUUUUAAAAAAUAUAUUUUUUUCUCAAUAUCCAGUAAGGAGCUCCUCAUAGUCAAUUUCGAUUAACCAAGCUAGAAGCCUAUUUGUAAGUUAAAGAAUCUAUUAUUUUGUAAACUGACUUGUUAUUGCGAAUUCUUAUUAGUUUAAGCGCAAUCGUAGGUACAGAAAAAAUUGAUUGUAAGCUGAAGGAACAUAACCGAAUGUAAUAAAGAUGAUUUAAGUAUAUGAAA